Capsella rubella is the source of this 1965-nucleotide messenger RNA. RefSeq names its product protein transport protein sec31. The transcript is spliced from 3 exons. Bases 223 to 1716 code for a protein of 497 amino acids. The record is from RefSeq and is a predicted model, not a curated record. NCBI's taxonomy places the organism in Eukaryota, Viridiplantae, Streptophyta, Magnoliopsida, Brassicales, Brassicaceae.
AACUUCAUUUUCCUCCCACUUGGACUUUUUGUAAAUUAAAACUUAAAAAAAAAAGGAAAGAGAGAUAAAAAAACGUUUUUCUCCUGCUUGCGUUUUCUCAAAGGUUUCGAAGAGAACGAAGAACCAAGCUUUUUUUUUUUGCUUUUCUCCCAAGACUUGAAUCUAAAUCGAGUUCCAUCUUUUUGAUUCUUUCUUAAUCUGGGUUUCAGUCUUCGGAAUUCAAUGGCGUCUGGAUCUUCGGGCCGGGUCAACUCAGGAUCUAAAGGCUUCGAUUUUGGCUCCGAUGAUAUCCUCUGCUCUGACUACACAAACCAAGACUACAUCAACCAGGACUCUUCUAAUGGUUCUAACUCCGAUCCUGCGAUCGCUGCUACCAACAAGGAAUUUCAUAAAACCAGGAUGGCAAGGUCUUCGGUUUUCCCCACAAGUUCUUACAGCCCACCGGAGGACUCUUUGAGCCAAGACCUUACUGACACUGUCGAAAGAACCAUGAAGAAGUAUGCAGAUAACAUGAUGCGUUUUCUUGAAGGUAUCAGCUCACGCUUGUCCCAGCUAGAACUCUACUGCUACAACCUUGAUAAGACUAUUGGAGAAAUGAGAUCGGAGUUGACUCAUGAAAACGAGGAGGCUGAUGUAAAGCUUAGAUCUAUGGACAAACAUCUUCAAGAGGUGCAUAGGUCAGUCCAGAUUCUCAGAGAUAAACAAGAGCUAGCAGACACUCAGAAAGAGCUAGCAAAGCUUCAACUUGUGCAGAAAGAGUCAUCUUCUUCAUCUCACUCUCAACAUGGUGAGGAUCGGGUGGCUACUCCUGUUCAAGAGCCUAAGAAGAGUGAGAACACCUCAGAUGCACACAACCAGCUUGCACUUGCUUUGCCUCACCAAAUAGCCCCACAGCCACCAGCGCAGUUGCAGCAGCAUCCACAGCAGCAGCAACCACAGCAGCAGCAGUAUUAUAUGCCUCCUCCUACACAGCUUCAAAACACACCUGCACCUAUUUCCAUUCCACCAUCAAAACCUCAAGCACCACCAGCACAGAGUCAGUACAUGCCCCCACCCCCUGCUCCAUCCCACCCAAGCUCAGCCCAAACUCAGUCAUUCUCGCAGUACCAGCAAAACUGGCCUCCCCAGCCACAGGCCAGGCCACCAUCAAGUGGAGCCUACCCAACAUACCCGCCUGCACCAACAAGCAACCAAUCCCCUGUCGAACCAUUGCCAAGCAGCAUGCAGAUGCAAUCACCAUAUUCUGGACCUCCACAACAGUCUAUGCAAGCUUACGGAUACAGUGCACCACCACCACCACAGGCUCCACAGCAGACAAAGAUGUUGUAUAGCCCCCAGACAGGCGAUGGGUAUCUACCAUCAGGACCUCCUCCUCCUGCCGGUUAUGCCAAUGCCAUGUAUGAAGGUGGGCGAAUGCAAUACAACACACCUCAGCCACCGCAGCAGCAGCAGUCCCAUUACUUGCAAGGUCCACAAGGUGGUGGAUACGCUCCCCAGCCCCACCAGGCAGGUGGCGGUAACACUGGUGCACCACCUGUGUUGAGAUCAAAAUACGGUGAACUGAUAGAAAAGCUAGUGAGCAUGGGGUUCAGAGCAGACCAUGUGAUGGCCGUGAUUCAGCGGAUGGAAGAGAGUGGCCAACCCAUUGACUUUAACGCCCUCCUAGACAGAUUGAGUGGGCAGUCCUCAGGAGGGCCUCCCAGAGGAGGAUGGUGAAGUGAAGUGAAGCGAUAUCCCUUGUUCUACUUUGUAUCUUUGACAAUAAAAACUGUGCUUCCUCCUUUCACCUGAGUUACUCUAUAGGCCCUAGUUUUAUUGGGCCCAAUAGAUUGGGUCUGUUGUGUAUUGUUUAUGCGACUCAAUUUAUGUUUAGUUAAAAAGCUCUCUAUUUAUUUGUGUAUGUUGUUAAUUUCAAAAAGUUCCUCGUGAACACUCCCUUCUUAUGAGUUGUUAUCUUUGAUCAAA